GAUGAUGAGAUUUUGGGAUAGGGGAGGAGAAGGUAGCAGAUAGUUUGCGGCGGGCUAAAUGGGUGGUGCGAGCAAUAGGUUGUUGAGCCUCCUCUCGACGACCCACCCUCUGCCUCUCCUUCAUCUCCACCACCACCGCUUCAUCCUCCUCCGCCUCGCUCGCCCUCUUUUGUCUCGUCACCACCAUCAUUCAACACUCUCUUCUCUUCGCUCCUCCUCCUCCUCCUUCACUUUUACUACACUCGCUUCUCCUCGCUCCUCCUCCUCCUCUUUUACUAGUCCUCGCAAAUCCUCCUCCCAUGGUUUCCAUUUCCACUCCUCCAACGCCUCUGCCGACCACCCCUGGCCGGAGUGGUCCCACCUCCUUAAUGCUCUCUCUGCCGCCGGUUAUAGUGAGCUCCAGGGCCACGACGCCUUCCCCGAGGACUUGCCCGACACCUUUGUCCACGCUGCCCGUGUUUGUCUGGGCUUUGCCACUGCCCGACCUGGCCUUCUCAGAUUGCUUUCUCGCAGAGAUUUAGAGGUUGUCGUGCACAACGGCACGCCCUUUCUGUUUCACAGUGCACAUGAUUCCGCCCGGAGGAUGACCUCAUUUCUCGCCCAAGGCCCUACCCCUACCAGUGCCUUUGAUACUGAUCAAGCGCAAACCGUUGAUUUGAUGAGAUAUAUAUUGAGUUAUGCUAGCAAUCCUGUUUUUUCUUCAGAGCCAGGCAACCUCUACAAUAGACAACUUGUUGAAUCAUCCGUCCGUAAUCUGUUGACACAAAUGUCAAAGCUUUGCUAUGCCGCUCCAGAGUCUAACUCUUUUGGGACACUGCAGAAUCAAAGUCCUAAUAGUCAUGGAGCAACUCCUGGCAAAACAAUUGAAAUGAAAAGAGGAGACUGGAUUUGCUCAAGGUGUAAUUUCAUGAACUUUGCCAAAAACAUGAAAUGCCUUGAAUGCAACGAGGCAAAGCCAAACAGACAGCUGACUGGCAGAGAGUGGGAGUGUCCUCAAUGUGAUUUUUUUAACUAUGGGAGAAACAUGGUAUGCUUGAGGUGUGAUUGCAAGCGACCGGCUGAGGUCUCAAUUGGUACCAAUAACAAUAAUUUAAAUAUUGGAUUCGACAAGGGAGGUGAUACAAAUAAGGCUGGUAUCAAUAGCAGGCUGGCUGCCAAUGAAGAGAAGGCACAGCGGUGGUUCAGUAAGAUUUCUCAGUUAGACAGUACUUCAGACAUGAGCACUGAGAUAUCAGAUAACGAUUUUCCUGAAAUAAUGCCAUUGAGGAAAGGAGUAAAUAGAUUUGUUGUCAGUACAAGGAAGACAUCAUUAGAGAGGAGGCUGGCAAAUGCCCAAUAUGAAAGAAACUUGGAUAGUGAUGAAACCAAGGAUCUCCAAAUGGGGAAUCCAGAUAAGUCACUUGGUGCUAAAUCCACCCAGACUUUAGAUACUAUUCUUGGUCGUUCAUCUGUUUCUGAAUCAAAUACUACCACUACUAAUGCUGGAGAACAUGCUAAAACUGAUUCCCACUCUUUUAUCUCUAGCUCAGGUUAUCAACAGCCCAGACGGAGCAACUCCAAUUAUGCCCCGUUUGUGCCAUUACAUGCAGAUGUGUUUGCAAAGAAACCUGAGACUACAUAUAUGGAGGAGAGUAGGAAGUUAGUGAGAAACCAAAAUGAGUCUGUCCCUCUUAAGGACAGUGAAUUGGAAGGCGUUUCUGGGAACAAUCAAUCUGGAAAGUCAGAAGAGAGUCUGCUAUCUGGUAAGUCUAUGAAACAAGCUGGCAGCAGGAACGAAGAAAAGGAACAAGCUGACAAAUCUGAGAGAUGGUUUAAGAGGGUUGCAGAGUUGCAUGAUGUUACAGAUCUUCCAAGUGCAAUUUCUGAUGAGGAUUUCCCCGAAAUCAUGCCGGUCCGCAAAGGAGAGAAUCACUUUGUCCUCAGCAAGAAGAAAGAUCGUUCUUUGGCUUCUCCAUCAUACAAGAAAGGUACAGUUAUGGAACAAGCUAACAGUGCCAACUAUGUUCCCUUCGUCCCCUUCCCACCUGACUACUUUGCUAAAGUGGAAAAUCCGCAGACAAGCGGCACAGCUAUGGAUAACAAGACUAGUGUUAAGUCAAAUCCGACUAUGAUGCCAGAGAACUCUCCAAACAAAUUGUUUGACAUGAGAUCUAAGAAGCUGAAUACUGGUCAUAGUCAGCAGAUGGAAAGUCAGGAAAGCCGUGUUGCCAACUCGAAAUCUAGAUAUUCUGAAGAUAAUCUUAGAAAGAAAUCGACUAGCUCUAUUAAUGGACCCCCAACGAGUGGUAAUUCUGCCUUCAAUUUUUCUAAUCCUAGCACUGAUAGCACAGACAAAUUGGACAAUGGACGUUCAGGGAAUUUUGAUGAGACUGUGAAUUCACACCAUCCUACCAGUGAACUGAACAUUAGACAGCGCUGGACCGGGAAGAGUUUGGAGGGGUCGGCAGUGAAGGAACCAAAUCCUUUAGAUAUGUCCGAGGAGGCAAAGGCAGAGAGAUGGUUUAAGCGUGUUGCCCAGAUUAAAGACAUCUCAGAGCUGAGUCAGAUUCCUGAUGAAGAUUUCCCAUCAAUCAUGCCAAUGCGUAAAGGAGUGAAUCGGUUUGUGGUCAGCAAGAGGAAAACACCAUUGGAGAGGAGGCUGACGUCUCCACAGUAUAGAAAAAGCCUUCCUAUUGUGAGCUCUGAUCCAGUGAAGGAAGAUGAUGGUAGCUGAAAAGUCUGAAAUAGUAGUUGUUUUGUUGUUCUGGAAGCUUCAGAUAAUUGGUAUCCUUUUCCAAAAUACGAUCAUCUUUGCCGAAAUUAUUUGUACUUCUGAAAAUUGUUGUAACCAUUUGGUGCAUUUUAUUUCGUGUAUAUAUGGAUUGAUAUGUUUAAUACAGACCUCACAUUAGUACCAG
Messenger RNA from Fragaria vesca subsp. vesca, 2897 nucleotides. RefSeq names its product zinc finger protein VAR3, chloroplastic-like. Gene Ontology annotation, molecular function: mRNA binding. Gene Ontology annotation, cellular component: cytoplasm. The coding region runs from base 59 to 2713 and encodes 884 amino acids. Lineage: Eukaryota; Viridiplantae; Streptophyta; Magnoliopsida; Rosales; Rosaceae. The transcript is spliced from 4 exons. The record is from RefSeq and is a predicted model, not a curated record.